GGGCAUUGCAAAACGGGGCAAUCAAAAGCAAUGGAAAAGACUGAGGAGUUUAUAUCCCAGUAAAAUAUCCUGGUGACAGGCUAGAUUUUCCAGUUCCCUGUGAUUUGAUCAGCCUUGAAAGGAAUUUGACAGAAGAUGUUACAACAUUUUCACUUCUGGAAAUGGUUAGCUUCAGGAAUUAUCCUUGGUUCCCUCUUCAAAAUCGGCUCUGGACAGUAUGAUGAUGACUGGCAAUAUGAGGAUUGCAAACUAGCUCGGGGAGGACCUCCAGCCACCAUAGUUGCUAUUGAUGAAGAGAGCCGAAAUGGUACGAUUCUGGUGGAUAACAUGCUGAUCAAAGGGACCGCUGGAGGACCAGACCCCACCAUAGAACUCUCUUUAAAGGACAACAUGGACUACUGGGUGUUGUUGGAUCCUGUUAAACAAAUGCUUUUCCUGAACAGCACAGGCCGAGUUCUGGAUAGAGAUCCACCAAUGAACAUACACUCCAUCGUGGUGCAAGUCCAGUGCAUCAACAAAAAGGUGGGCACUGUUAUCUACCAUGAAGUCCGGAUCGUGGUGAGAGACAGGAAUGACAACUCACCCUCAUUCAGGCACGAGAGUUACUAUGCCACAGUGAAUGAGCUCACUCCAGUUGGUACCACAAUAUUUACAGGAUUUUCAGGAGACAAUGGAGCUACAGACAUAGAUGACGGCCCAAAUGGACAGAUAGAAUAUGUUAUUCAAUAUAAUCCAGAUGAUCCGGCAUCAAAUGACACCUUUGAAAUUCCCCUCAUGUUGACUGGAAAUGUAGUGUUAAGGAAGAGGCUCAACUAUGAAGAUAAGACUCGCUACUUCGUCAUCAUCCAAGCAAAUGACCGCGCACAAAAUCUAAAUGAACGGCGAACCACCACCACCACCCUCACAGUGGAUGUUCUGGAUGGAGAUGACUUGGGUCCAAUGUUUCUUCCUUGUGUCCUGGUGCCCAAUACUCGUGAUUGUCGUCCACUCACCUAUCAAGCUGCCAUACCUGAGAUGAGGGCUCCGGAAGAACUGAACCCCAUCGUUGUUACCCCACUGAUCCAAGCCAUUGAUCAGGACCGGAAUAUUCAGCCUCCAUCAGAUAGGCCAGGCAUCUUCUAUUCCAUCCUUGUUGGGACUCCUGAGGAUUACCCACAAUUUUUCCAUAUGCAUCCUAGGACUGCAGAACUGAGUCUCAUGGAGCCAGUAAACAGAGACUUUCACCAGAAAUUUGAUUUGGUUAUAAAGGCUGAACAGGACAAUGGUCAUCCUCUUCCAGCAUUUGCGAGUCUACAUAUUGAAAUAUUGGAUGAAAACAAUCAGAGCCCUUAUUUCACAAUGCCCAGUUAUCAAGGCUAUAUACUGGAAUCUGCUCCAGUGGGAGCAACUAUUUCUGACAGUCUAAAUUUGACCACUCCUCUAAGAAUUGUAGCUCUGGACAAGGAUAUAGAAGAUACAAAAGACCCAGAGCUUCACCUUUUCCUGAAUGAUUACACCUCUGUCUUCACCAUCACACAGACUGGUAUCACUCGCUUCCUCACCUUACUUCAACCAGUAGACAGGGAAGAACAGCAAACUUACACCUUUUCGAUAACAGCAUUUGAUGGUGUGCAAGAAAGUGCACCAGUUAUUGUCAAUAUCCAGGUGAUGGAUGCAAAUGAUAACACUCCAACCUUCCCUGAAAUAUCCUAUGAUGUCUAUGUUUAUACAGACAUGAGCCCUGGGGACAGUAUCAUACAGCUCACUGCAGUCGACGCGGAUGAAGGGUCAAAUGGGGAGAUCACCUAUGAAAUCCUGGUUGGGGCUCAGGGAGACUUCAUCAUCAGUAACACAACAGGGCUUAUCGCCAUCGCUCCGGGGGUGGAAUUGAUAGUCGGGAGGACUUACGCGCUCACAGUCCAAGCAGCAGAUAAUGCUCCUCCUGCAGAGAGAAGGCACUCCAUCUGCACUGUGUACAUUGAAGUGCUUCCUCCAAAUAAUCAAAGCCCUCCCCGCUUCCCACAGCUGAUGUAUAGCCUUGAAAUCAGUGAAGCCAUGAGGAUCGGUGCAGUUCUAUUAAAUCUACAGGCAACUGACCGAGAGGGAGACCCAAUAACAUAUGCCAUUGAGAAUGGAGACCCUCAGAGAGUUUUUAAUCUUUCAGAAACUACUGGGAUUCUAACCUUAGGGAAAGCCCUGGACAGAGAAAGCACCGAUCGCUACAUUCUGAUAGUCACUGCUUCUGAUGGCAGGCCAGACGGGACCUCAACUGCUACAGUAAAUGUGGUGGUGACAGAUGUCAAUGACAAUGCUCCCGUGUUUGAUCCCUAUCUGCCUAGAAAUCUGUCUGUGGUGGAGGAAGAAGCCAAUGCCUUUGUGGGUCAAGUAAAGGCAACAGAUCCUGAUGCUGGAAUAAAUGGCCAAGUGCACUACAGUUUGAAUAACUUCAAUAAUCUUUUUCGGAUCACAUCCAACGGGAGUAUUUACACAGCAGUGAAGCUUAAUAGAGAAGUCAGGGACUACUAUGAACUUGUGGUCGUGGCAACUGAUGGAGCAGUACACCCUCGUCACGCAACUCUAACACUGGCCGUGAAAGUUUUGGAUAUUGAUGAUAACAGUCCUGUGUUUACCAAUUCAACAUAUACAGUUGUUGUUGAAGAGAAUCUGCCAGCUGGAACCACGUUUCUUCAAAUAGAGGCCAAAGAUGUUGACCUUGGAGCAAAUGUGUCUUAUCGGAUAAGAAGCCCUGAAGUGAAGCACUUUUUUGCGCUACAUCCAUUUACAGGAGAACUCUCUCUGUUAAGGAGUUUGGACUAUGAAUCAUUUCCAGACCAGGAAGCAAGUAUCACUUUUCUAGUAGAAGCCUUUGAUAUUUAUGGAACAAUGCCACCUGGUAUUGCUACCGUCACAGUGAUAGUAAAGGAUAUGAAUGAUUACCCUCCCAUAUUUACUAAACGAAUCUACAAAGGAAUGGUGGCUCCAGAUGCUGUCAAAGGCACACCUAUCACAACAGUUCAUGCUGAAGAUGCAGACCCUGCUGGAUUACCUGCAAGUCAUGUGAGGUAUAGAAUAGAUGAUGUCCAGUUUCCUUAUCCUGCCAGUAUUUUUGAUGUAGAAGAAGAUUCUGGAAGAGUAAUAACUCGCGUCAAUCUUAAUGAAGAACCUACGACAAUUUUUAAGUUGGCGGUUGUGGCUUUUGAUGAUGGUGAGCCUGUGAUGUCCAGCAGUGCCACAGUGAAAAUUCUCGUCUUACAUCCUGGAGAAAUCCCUCGCUUCACACAAGAGGAAUACAGACCCCCUCCAGUAAGUGAACUUGCAACCAGAGGGACUAUGAUUGGUGUAAUUUCUGCUGCAGCCGUCAAUCAGAGUAUUGUGUACUCCAUUGUUUCAGGAAAUGAAGAGGAUACAUUUGGAAUUAAUAACAUCACGGGUGUUAUCUAUGUGGAUGCUCCUCUGGAUUAUGAGACAAGGACGAGCUACGUACUUCGAGUCCAAGCUGAUUCCCUGGAAGUGGUCCUUGCCAAUCUCCGAGUUCCUUCGAAAAGCAAUACAGCUAAAGUGUAUAUUGAGAUUCAGGAUGAAAAUGAUCAUCCCCCGGUGUUUCAGAAAAAAUUCUACAUUGGAGGUGUAUCUGAAGAUGCAGGAAUGUUUGCCUCUGUUCUCAGAGUUAAGGCUACUGAUGAAGAUACUGGCAAUUAUAGUGCCAUGGCAUACAGACUCAUAAUACCACCAAUUAAAGAGGGAAAAGAAGGAUUUGUGGUGGAAACAUAUACAGGGCUUAUCAAAACUGCUAUGCUCUUCCAUAAUAUGAGGAGGUCCUACUUCAAGUUUCAAGUCAUCGCAACUGAUGAUUAUGGGAAGGGACUAAGUGGCAAAGCAGACGUACUUGUCUCUGUGGUCAAUCAGUUGGAUAUGCAAGUUAUUGUUUCCAGUGUGCCCCCUACUCUGGUGGAAAAAAAAAUAGAAGAUCUUACAGAGAUUUUAGAUCGCUAUGUUCAGGAACAAAUUCCUGGUGCCAAGGUUGUGGUGGAGUCCAUUGGUGCUCGCCGGCACGGAGAUGCAUUUUCUCUGGAAGAUUACACCAAAUGUGACUUGACUGUCUAUGCGAUUGACCCCCAAACCAACAGGGCCAUCGAUAGAAAUGAGCUUUUUAAAUUUUUGGACGGCAAAUUGCUCGAUAUCAAUAAAGACUUUCAGCCAUAUUAUGGGGAAGGAGGACGCAUUCUGGAGAUCCGGACUCCAGAGGCCGUGACCAGCAUUAAAAAACGAGGAGAAAGUCUAGGCUACACCGAAGGCGCCUUGCUGGCGCUGGCCUUCAUCAUCAUUCUCUGCUGUAUUCCUGCCAUCUUGGUGGUUUUGGUCAGCUACAGACAGUUUAAAGUUCGCCAAGCAGAGUGCACCAAGACCGCGCGAAUCCAGUCGGCGCUCCCCGCGGCUAAGCCUGCGGCGCCCGCCGCGCCCGUGGCCGCGCCCCCGCCCCCGCCCCCGGCUGCACAUCUCUAUGAAGAGCUCGGGGACAGCGCAAUUUGGAGGUUUUGUUGGCAGCUGGUCAUAUGCAUGAGAACUUGUGCUAUUUGGCGGACCCUGACAAGGAGAGGUUAUGCAUCAGAGCAGCAACAGCAGCUGCUGAGACCUUCUCUUCUUAAACCAGAGGAGUUAUCCACGGAGUCUGGAAUUGAUCCUGGCCAGGAAUAUGGACAAGAGUAUUACAGUUAUGAGCAUGGGUAUGAAAUGCCUCAAUAUGGAAGUCGCCGUCGUUUGUUACCACCUGUUGGACAAGAGGAAUAUGGUGAGGUAGUUGGUGAAGCUGAUGAGGAAUAUGAAGAGGAAGAGUGGGCAAGAAAAAGAAUGAUCAAGUUAGUUGUUGAUCGAGAUCAUGAAACUAGCUCAGCUGGAGAAGACAGUGCACCUGAAUGUCAGAGAAACCGUCUUCACAAUACUAAUAUUCACAGUAACAUCAAUGGCAAUAUAUAUAUUGCACAGAAUGGUUCUGUGGUGAGAACCCGCCGGGCCUGCCUCACUGAUAACUUAAAAAUUGCUUCUCCCAUGCGAUUAGGAAGGCACUUUAAGAAACUAGACAAAUUGGCAGUAACUCAUGAGGAGAAUGUCCCUCUGAACACAUUAUCCAAGGGGCCAUUUUCUGCUGAGAAAAUGAACACAGGACCAACUCUGGUUACAUUUGCCCCUUGCCCUGUGGGGACUGAGAGAACAGCCGCAAAGCCAUUGGGGAAGAGGCUGAAAAGCACAGUUGAACAGGAGUCUACAGUUGACAGUAAGAACAUCAAGGAGGCACUGGAAUUUCACAGUGACCACACGCAAUCAGAUGAAGAAGAGCUUUGGAUGGGCCCCUGGAACAACCUCCAUAUACCAAUGACGAAACUGUGACCAAUUUUUUAAAAGUUAGUUUGAUUUUUACUUCAGUUUUUGAUAAAUUGUGCUUUUUAUCGUCCCUGAGAAAACAAUGUAUGGAAUUUAUAUCAUGCACACAAGCUAAAAGUUUGAACGAUAUGCUUUAAAGUUUAAAGAGACAGAUUUGCACUCCCAUUUGUAUCUAUUUAAUUGUUCUUCCCAGAAAAUCUUUUUGGACAGACUCUCAAUUCACUAAAUAACAUAUCAUGUAAACAUUUAGCUGCUCUGUUGGGUCUUGAAUUUUAUUUUCAUUUUAAUAAACAAGAGAUAAUUUACUAAGUAAUCAUUUAUAUUUUGUUGAUUAACAUAGAUUAUUCUUCAUCCCUAGCUUCACAGAGCUCGUUUUGGGACAUGUAGUUUACUUUUCAUAAAAAAAUGGAAAAAAAUUCUAGUAAAAGAUUUUACAGGUAAUGGGUUUAUACAGCUGCUGUCUACAACAUCCUGAUUUUUAAUGAAAGAUAGAAUUACAAAGUGAGAGUUAAUUUGGGAAUGUUCUGUAUAUCAUGUAGAAUCAUGAACCUAUUUUCCUUAUUGUCCAAUAUAAAGUUUUUCAGAUUUUUACCUAUGUGUAUAUUGACCUUUUAAGGAAUACUUGAAGUCAUAUCUCAUUUAUAGAUAUCACCCACAGUUUUCCCUGGCACAUGCCCCCCACUUCCCUCCCCACAGCCCCACACACAAACACACACACACUCUACGAACACCAUGCAUAAUGAACAUAAUUAAGUUUAGCCAUUCAAGUUAAAGAAUUUUUUGGAGCAUCAGAGAAAUCUCACCCCAGAGAAAGCUUACUGAGGUGGGAAAGGGUCAAACAAGCAAUGAUGCAUCUAGAACCACAGCGUCAAUACAGAUGUAGUAAGAUCGCAGAAGUCUCACGUUAAUGUCAUUGGAAAAUAAUAUUUCAUAAACUCAGUAUAAAGGAACUUGUGAAGGUUAAGAAUUUAUAUAGUAUGUGAAAUGCUCAUAAAGGCCAUAAGUCCAUAACUUACAAUGUAUUAUAGUAUAUCACUUCUCCCAGCUCCAGUUUAUUUAUAGAAUAUUUCUAAUGCACAAUAUUCAUGUGCAUAAAGUGCAGAACCAGAAAAUGGUUGUCUGGGCAUUUUUUAAAUCAAAGAACAGUCUUGAUUUUUCACCAUUGAACAAAGCACAAUUUUUCACCAUUAACAGAAAAUGAAGUAUCCUUUCAAAAAAAAAAUCCCCAAAACCUGCCUUGUGUAUUGCCUACUCUCCAGAUGUAAAAAUGAUGAAACAAUAUAAUUCAAGAGAAUUCAGAAUUCUGUUGACUGUGGCUUAGUGUGAUAGAGCUCACAAUACUUUCACAGUAUUGACUAAAUUCAGAUUUCAAUAAAAUCUUUCAUGCAUGCUUAUUUUUAUGGUUGAAAAUUGAGUAAUGCACUAUUAUUUCCCUUUUAAUAUGUUUCAUAUUUUAAAAGUUUGUUUAUUUUGAUGCUAUUUCCUAUUUCCAAAGUGAAUGAAUUGUAUGUAAC
This is a messenger RNA of Manis pentadactyla (Chinese pangolin), 6872 nucleotides long. RefSeq names its product protocadherin related 15 (gene PCDH15). Gene Ontology annotation, molecular function: calcium ion binding. Gene Ontology annotation, biological process: sensory perception of sound; homophilic cell-cell adhesion; inner ear development. The record is from RefSeq and is a predicted model, not a curated record. Gene Ontology annotation, cellular component: desmosome; plasma membrane; stereocilium. The coding region runs from base 136 to 5364 and encodes 1742 amino acids. NCBI's taxonomy places the organism in Eukaryota, Metazoa, Chordata, Mammalia, Pholidota, Manidae. The transcript is spliced from 39 exons.